AUGGGCAAAGCAAAACUAGCCCCUAAAGCCGCUUCCACAAUUCCCAGACUAGAACUAUGCGCAGCAGUUCUUGCUACAGAAGUUGAAAACUAUGUGAGACAGGAGCUACAACUAGAAAUCGAUGAGUCCUGUUUCUACUGUGACAGUAAAGUAGUAUUAGGUUACAUCACUAACCGGAAACAUCGUUUCCACACCUAUGUCUGCAACCGGGUCAGCAAGAUACAUAGAACAUCAAAACCUGACCAGUGGAUGUAUGUUCCAACUGAGAAAAACCCAGCUGACCAAGCAACUAGGUCUAUCCCAGCUACUGAGUUAAAUGAUUCAUUGCAGCUACUGAAAUGA
Molecule: messenger RNA, 342 nt
Organism: Anneissia japonica
Lineage: Eukaryota; Metazoa; Echinodermata; Crinoidea; Comatulida; Comatulidae
Exons: 1
Coding region: 1-342 (113 amino acids)
Source: RefSeq, a predicted model, not a curated record